AUGGCUGAACGGAAUCCCAAGGACUCCAUGAAGUCCACUUGGCGCCGGCAGGCCCGCUCAGAGUGGACUCUGUUCCACUGGUUCUACGAACUACUCGGAGUUCACCCGGAACAUCUCGACCAGAACGUCCCUGUUCACCUGAAAGAGGACGCUGUUCCCUAUGUACCGAACUGGUCCACACACCGUUGGGUCAUCACUCACGCCGUCAUUCCACUCCUAUUACAACACGCCUACGUCCAGUACACAGGCCGCAAUCUCAGCACCCUCGCCGCCUUCAUCUUUUACAGCAUCAGCUUCAAGCUGAUUGCCAUCCACGAACUACACGUCCUCCGCCGUUUAGGCCAUAUCCACGGCUUCUUAGAUGGCGAUAAGCACGCCCGCGACGGCGUCCCAGAUAUCGGUGUCGCAAAGGUCGUUCGAUCCCUAAUUUCAACCUCCACAAUACGUCCCAUGAUGUCCGUAUUCCUCGCCUACCGCACUAACGAAGCACCCGCAUCCAUGAAUUUCCUCUGGUUACCCCUGGAAAUCGGCUUAUACGGCAUCAUCCUCGACUUCUGGUUCUACUGGUACCACCGCCUCAUGCACGAUUUCGAGCCACUGUGGAAAUACCACCGUACCCACCACCUGACCAAGCAUCCCAACCCACUCCUCACCCUCUACGCGGAUCUGGAGCAGGAGUUCUUCGAUAUCGCUGGUAUCCCGCUAAUGACGUACUUCACCAUGAAGCUCGUCGGGAUGCCGAUGGGCUUCUAUGAGUGGUGGGUCUGUCACCAGUAUGUUGUUUUCGCUGAGCUGGCGGGACACAGUGGUCUUCGUGUUCACUCUAGCCCGCCUUCGACUUUUAACUGGCUGUUGCGUUACUUUGAUGCGGAGCUGGUUAUUGAGGACCAUGAUUUGCAUCACCGGAAGGGUUGGAAGAAGAGCCAUAACUAUGGAAAGCAGACUCGGCUUUGGGAUCGCAUUUUCGGUACUUGCUAUGAUCGCAUUGAGUCAGUGGAGCAUAAUGUGGAUUAUGUGAAUCAGUCGCCCAUGCCGCUGUAUUGA
Penicillium pulvis is the source of this 1044-nucleotide messenger RNA. Its product is annotated as sterol desaturase family protein. Gene Ontology annotation, biological process: ergosterol biosynthetic process. The transcript has a single exon. NCBI's taxonomy places the organism in Eukaryota, Fungi, Ascomycota, Eurotiomycetes, Eurotiales, Aspergillaceae. Gene Ontology annotation, molecular function: C-4 methylsterol oxidase activity; iron ion binding. The record is from RefSeq and is a predicted model, not a curated record. Bases 1 to 1044 code for a protein of 347 amino acids.